AUCUUCAAGCUGCUACCUAGGCACUACCCGCUCAGUCUUCAACGAGCUUGGAUUAAAAAGAUGAUAGCGCUCUCCUCUAUGCUAUGCCGCAGAUUUUGAUUCAAGACGCCAGCCUCGAAAGCGCAGUAAACGAUCGUCGAGUACAAUGAACUCCAUCGACGGCUCCAACCGUCACGUAAAAACAGACGAAGCUCCUCCACCGUCACUCUUAGCCAUCGUCCUCGAUACCAACCCACACGCUUGGGCGCAUCUAUCGUCCACACUUCCCCUCUCCGCUGCCCUUGCCAACAUCCUCGUCUUCAUCAACGCGCACCUAGCCUCAGGCAAUGCAAAUGAGGUUGCAGUUAUAGCAUCACACUCCCACAAGACUACAUUUCUAUAUCCAACGCCAAUCCUGCCGCAGCCGCAGCUACGGCAUGGAACCGCAAAUGGCCAUGUCGAAACGGGCCAGGCCAGGAACGACAACGAGCAGCAAAUGGUAGAGAGUGCCAACAAAUACCGGCCCUUUGCCGUCGUUGAGCAGGCCAUCCUACGAAAUUUCUCCAAGCUGCUGGACGAGACAACGGAAACCCAUCUUCAAGCGACACCAACUACUCUCAUCGGUGGCGCGCUCUCUCUAGCGCUAACGUAUAUCAACAAGUCCACUAUUUUGCAUGCUCCAACGGCGGCCUCCGCCGAAAGCAUCUCUCUCGCAGCGCUCGCAGACUCCGAAAACACCCACGUCGACCACGUACCGCUCACAUCUCGCAUCCUCAUCGUCUCCGUAUCUGGUGAUCUUGCCAACCAAUACAUCCCCGUCAUGAACUCGAUAUUCGCCGCACAAAGAAAGAAGAUACCGAUAGACAUCUUGAAAUUGGCAGGAGAUACGGUGUUAUUACAGCAAGCUAGCGACGCAACUGGAGGCGUGUACAUGAAGCCGGAGCGACCGGAGGGCUUGCUCCAGUACCUGAUGAUGGCAUUUUUGCCCGAUUCAACAGCACGAACAAGCUUGGUGGUCCCCAGCGCCGGUGGAGUCGAUUUCCGUGCAGCCUGCUUCUGUCAUAGGAACGUUGUCGACAUCGGCUUUGUUUGCAGUGUGUGUUUGAGCAUAUUCUGUACCCCCAACCUUCCUGAAAACAUGUGCCUCACUUGUGGAUCAUAUCUGUCGCUCCGUAGCGCUGUAAUGAAUCCCCCGGCCCUCAUACCGCGUAAGAAGAAAAAGAAGAAGAAAGCCGGUACCGAGUCUGCCACACCCGGAACAAAUACUCCAGCAGGCUCCAGCACACCCAUGCAUCCUUGAUAGGUUAUUCCAUGAUCGGGUAUUUCCUACCAGAUCGCAAAGUCUCGAAUCCCUUUGUGGACGUAUAUGCAUAUGUGCUACGUACCCCAGAUAAACGAUUUACCAGC
This is a messenger RNA of Cucurbitaria berberidis CBS 394.84, 1386 nucleotides long. RefSeq names its product transcription factor Tfb4. The transcript has 3 exons. NCBI's taxonomy places the organism in Eukaryota, Fungi, Ascomycota, Dothideomycetes, Pleosporales, Cucurbitariaceae. Gene Ontology annotation, biological process: regulation of DNA-templated transcription; nucleotide-excision repair. Gene Ontology annotation, cellular component: transcription factor TFIIH core complex; transcription factor TFIIH holo complex. The record is from RefSeq and is a predicted model, not a curated record. Bases 146 to 1279 code for a protein of 377 amino acids.